Rhodotorula toruloides NP11 is the source of this 1527-nucleotide messenger RNA. RefSeq names its product expansin family protein. NCBI's taxonomy places the organism in Eukaryota, Fungi, Basidiomycota, Microbotryomycetes, Sporidiobolales, Sporidiobolaceae. The coding region runs from base 1 to 1527 and encodes 508 amino acids. The record is from RefSeq and is a predicted model, not a curated record. The transcript has 10 exons.
AUGGCCUCCCCCGCCCUCCGCGCAGCUCAACAAGCUCCCCAAAUGGCUCGUUACGCCGCUUCAGGCGCACGACGAGCGAUGGACGCUUAUCGAGACCGUGACCGAUACUCUACCGAGUUUGAGGAGGAGUCACAGCCGUCGAAGGGUGGGAGGAGGUCGCGUGAAGGGCAGGCCGAGGGAGGUAGGGAGGCGCUGGUCAGGCCGAGCAGGAAGAACGUCGACAGGUCCCGAGGCUCAUACGCCGCUGUGGGCCAAACCGACUCUCGCGGUCGCCCUUCAACCGACAGCGCUCGCAACUCGGCUCACACCGACUCGGACCCCGAGCGCUCGCCGAACGGCAGCAGCGACGGCGAGCACUCGGAGGACCUGGAGAAGGGCAAGUCGACGAGCCGGUCGAGCAGAGGUAGGAAGGGAGGAGUCGCAACAGGUGGCUCGGCUAGAAGCGACGACGAGCAUGACGAUAGGGAGAAGAAGGGGUCCUCGUGGACGAAGUGGGCGCUCAUCGGUGGACUGGUCGUCUUGCUGAUCGUUGCAAUUGGCGUCCACAAGAAAUCUAGCAGCUCGACGGCGACACCGUCCUCAGCCGCCGAGUCCGCGACUUCCGGCUCGAGCAGCGCUACAUCCGCCACGACAAACGCGACGGCUGCAUCGGCCGUGUCAGCAGAUUCGUCGCUCAACUCGACUGCGACGGACGCGGGCGGAGCGUCUGGUGGUACAGCGGCUUUGACGCCGUCUGCCAGCUUGCCAGCGAGCUCAGCCGCCGUGGACGGGAGCCUGACAACGCAGGUUUUUGCGACCGGCGAAGCAGGACUUCCAGUUCAGGUCGGUGGGUCGACUGGCGCACCGACGCCAACGGACGAUGCUUUUGCUUCGACGCCCGCCAUGACAUUUGCGACAGCACAUGCAGGCGGCGCAACAGGCUCAGCCGACUCGAAUGGUAUUGGCCAGUUCAGCAACCCGGAUUCGCAGAUGCCAGACGACUCCUCGCAGUCCCCCGGCCACGACAGGGGCAGCAGACCUACAGCUUCUUCGAGACCUAGCUACGAGGGCCAGCCGGGGUGGCAGACCACGAGCGGAGCAGCGAGUACCGAAGGCUCAACGAAGUUCACGACUACCGCGACUUGGUUUGCUAUCGAUGAGCACCGCACCGCCUGCGGCACGACCUACACAAGCAGCUCUCUCGUCGCCGCUCUUCCUCCUGCACUCUACGGCUCGGACGGCGACAGCGUCUCUGCGCUCUGCGGCGCCAAGAUGAACGUCUGGUCGCCCGACUCGAACGUGACGAUUUCGGUGAAGGUUGGCGAUGUCUGCAACGCCUGCCCGACGACCACCUCAAUCGACCUCUCGCAAGCCGCCUUCCUCCGUCUCGCCGGCGCAAGCCCCAAGAACCGCGACGCCGCGCUCGACAAAGGUGUCCUCUCGAUCCAAUGGUGGCUCGAGGAUGCGGGGCUGCAGGCUCAGCUACCGAUCGGGUUUAGCGAUUGGGACGGGAGUGUGGGCGAGUCGAACGAGGGCGCUCGUCGAUAG